AACUGACUCACUGCUGGCUAACUUCAUUCCUCUGCCUCAUUCCAAAGAUUCCUGAGAAAAACUGUCACCUUUCCAAAAUACCACGCAGUCCCGUUGGCGCUUUCGCUCAGCGCCCCCCGCUCCAGCUCCUCCCAUCCCGACCCCAAGGAGCGCGGAGGAUCUCCUGGGAUCAGCCCAAAUUAACCCUCAAGGUGGGGGGACGAAACCUUUCCGCUUCUCCCCCUCCACUUUUUCUCCCCCCUUUUUUCUUUUGGAAAAGCAACGCAAAAGUUCAGAGAAAGUUUCUCCUCCGUUCGUCCAAUCAGAGCGGGUCGCUGGGCGAAUCAUCUGGAGGUGUUCUUCCUGACGUCAUAGAGUCCAGCGUGAGGGCCAGUCCCUCCCAGGAGAUGGGGGAUGCCGGGGAGAAAGGUCUGGACAACGAUGCCGAAGGGGUCUGGAGUCCAGACAUUGAACAGAGUUUCCAUGAGGCGCUGGCGAUCUACCCGCCUUGCGGGAGGCGCAAGAUCAUACUUUCGGACGAGGGGAAGAUGUACGGCCGCAACGAACUCAUCGCCCGCUACAUCAAACUGAGAACCGGGAAAACGCGAACAAGGAAACAGGUCUCCAGUCACAUUCAAGUAUUGGCCCGGCGGAAAACCCGUGAGAUUCAGGCUAAGCUCAAGGACCAGGUUGCAAAGGACAAAGCCCUUCAGACCAUGGCCGCCAUGUCUUCUGCUCAGCUGAUUUCUGCUUCAGUCCUUCAGGAAAAACUGGGUCUGUCAGAAACCCACUAUCCAUCUACCACUGCAUCGACGGAGUUCUUCCAGUUCUGGAUGGGGGAUGGCAACCAGUCUUCAGCAACUCUGGAUGUCAAGCCUACCGUCCAGGCACCAUAUACCAUCCCACCGGUCACAGCGCCCCCUGCUGCCCCAGGUUAUCAUACAACCACAGGGAGACUCUCUCGCCUCCCCAGUACAGCCUCUUGGCAGGGAAGCCACAUUGGUACAGAAACGCUUCGGUUGGUGGAAUUCACAGCUUUUGUGGAGCGGCAGGGCGAACCAGAUUCGCAGCAGCCACAUCGUUUUGUGCAUAUCGAUCCAGCACCUGCCACCGACUCACCCUUGGAGACCGUGGACGUACGGCAAAUCUAUGACAAGUUCCCAGAGCGAGGAGGUGGGCUGCGAGACUUGUAUGACCAAGGACCUCCCCAUGCCUUUUUCUUGGUCAAGUUCUGGGCCGAUCUGAGCCUUCCCCUCCCCGAAGAAGAACCAGGGGGCACAGGAGGGGCCUUCUAUGGGGUGAGCAGCCGAUACGAGGGCCCACGGGCUCUGACUCUGAGUUGCACCUCCAAGGUCUGCUCCUUUGGCAAACAGGUGGUGGAAAAACUGGAGACGGCCGAGCCGCCCCGUUGGGAAGACGGACGCUUUGUUUUCUGCCUGCCCCGCUCUCCGCUCUGCGAGUACCUCAUUAAUUUUAUCCGCAAACUGCAAACACUGCCAGAGAAGCCGAUGAUGGAUAGCGUGCUAGAAAAUUUCACCAUCCUGCAGGUAUUUGGGGGGGGGUGUGUGUGUGUGGAGAGAGGAAACGUCUUACUCAAAAUGGGACUUUGUUGGGAAAGAGGUAGGGUGCCAAAAGAGGGAUGCCUGCCAAAGCCAGAGUUUCAUGCUAACAGAGACAGCACUCAAGAGAACGGUUUUCUCUCAAAACCCUAGGGUUCUGGCAGCGGCGUUCCUUCUCUGCAUUCCUUCUCUGUUUCUACCUGGGUGUAGAAUGCUGGAACAAGGAGCAUCCUGUCUUUUACCAUUAUCCACUACAGUUAGAGAGGUCCAGAGAGGCUUGCUGCUCUGGGCUUUACCUGCACGUCAACAUUGCUUCAGCCGCUUUUGCUUUCUAGAAGGAAGCAGCUACUACUGUUUUAUAGGAAGCCACGUUGAACAGAAUGGUAGGAGACACCGGAUGCGACAUGAAUUGCAGUUCUUAAAGUGGCAGGUUAGGCCUGCCGUGUUAUUUAGCAGUCCCCACGUUCUGUUUACAACGAAUAACGUAGGCGUAACUACCAACUCGUGAUACACGAAUCUCAACAAGCCAGAUCAAGGACGCUCCAGUAAUUGCUGUUGAAUAUAACAGGAUUGACGAGCCGAUUUCGGGUGACUUAUAAGUAAGUGAAGUUAGGUAGUGUCAGGAAAACGGAAGGAAUAGUCCAGAGGGGAGCAAAUCUUUAAAUGUAUACGGGUGAAAGCCACUUGCAGAUAUAAACAGAGCAGUGCUUCAAGAGAUGCUUGCAAAAAUAGUCUUGCGGGUUGUUCCGGUAGUCUUCACGUUUUGGAAAGUGUCGAGGAACAGAAAAUCGGCAUGCUGGAAAAUGGACAAUGUGACCUUAUCAAACUCAGGCCCCGUCCGCGCAUGCAGAAUAAUGCACU
This is a messenger RNA of Sphaerodactylus townsendi, 2399 nucleotides long. RefSeq names its product TEA domain transcription factor 2 (gene TEAD2). Gene Ontology annotation, molecular function: DNA-binding transcription factor activity, RNA polymerase II-specific; RNA polymerase II cis-regulatory region sequence-specific DNA binding. The transcript has 12 exons. Gene Ontology annotation, biological process: embryonic organ development; regulation of transcription by RNA polymerase II; hippo signaling. The coding region runs from base 387 to 1691 and encodes 434 amino acids. Gene Ontology annotation, cellular component: transcription regulator complex. The record is from RefSeq and is a predicted model, not a curated record. Lineage: Eukaryota; Metazoa; Chordata; Lepidosauria; Squamata; Sphaerodactylidae.